This is a messenger RNA of Lethenteron reissneri (Far Eastern brook lamprey), 2852 nucleotides long. RefSeq names its product ATPase H+ transporting V1 subunit A (gene ATP6V1A). Gene Ontology annotation, cellular component: lysosomal membrane; proton-transporting V-type ATPase, V1 domain. The record is from RefSeq and is a predicted model, not a curated record. Gene Ontology annotation, biological process: proton transmembrane transport; ATP metabolic process. NCBI's taxonomy places the organism in Eukaryota, Metazoa, Chordata, Hyperoartia, Petromyzontiformes, Petromyzontidae. Gene Ontology annotation, molecular function: proton-transporting ATPase activity, rotational mechanism; ATP hydrolysis activity; ATP binding.
AGAGGAGUUGCUUGCGACUUCAGAAGUCGCAGGGAGGCUGAGAGCUGGGAGUUUGCAAGAGUUCUCUGCGUGUGUGUGAUCAAGUGGUUCACAGGAUCAAGGUCUGGACUUUGCUGUGAAAUUCAACAACUCCACACCGGGAACCUGCCGCUACCGCCAUGGACUUCUCGAAGCUGGCCAAGAUCCGCGACGAGGAGAAGGAGAGCGCCUACGGGUUCGUGUACGCCGUGUCCGGCCCCGUGGUGACUGCGUCGAGUAUGUCUGGAGCGGCGAUGUACGAGUUGGUGCGCGUGGGGCACAGCGAGCUGGUGGGGGAGAUCAUCCGCCUGGAGGGGGAGAUGGCCACCAUACAGGUGUACGAGGAGACCUCGGGCGUGACGGUGGGCGACCCGGUGUUGCGCACGGGCAAGCCGCUCUCCGUGGAGCUGGGCCCCGGGGUCAUGAACUCGAUCUUCGACGGCAUCCAGCGGCCCCUGCAGGACAUCGCCGAGCUGAGCAAGAGCAUCUACAUCCCCCGCGGAGUGAACGUCAGCGCACUCAGCGCAGACAAGAAGUGGGAGUUCAAGCCCGAGAAGAACAUGCGGGUGGGAGGUCACCUGACCGGGGGCGACAUCUACGCCGUGGUGUUUGAGAACUCGCUCAUCAAGCACCGGCUCAUGGUGCCGCCUCGAGCUCGCGGCACCGUCAGCUACAUCGCCCCCGCCGGCUCCUACGACACCUCCGACGUGGUGCUGGAGCUGGAGUUUGAGGGCGUCAAGGAGAAGCACACGAUGGUGCAGGUGUGGCCCGUGCGCCAGGUGCGCCCCGUCGCCGAGAAGCUGCCCGCCAACAACCCCCUGCUCACCGGGCAGCGCGUGCUGGACGCACUCUUCCCCUGCGUGCAGGGCGGCACCACGGCGAUCCCCGGCGCGUUUGGCUGCGGUAAGACGGUGAUCUCUCAGUCGCUCUCCAAGUUCUCCAACAGCGACGUCAUCAUCUACGUGGGCUGCGGCGAGCGCGGAAACGAGAUGUCCGAGGUGCUGCGAGACUUCCCCGAGUUGACCAUGGAGGUGGACGGCAAGGAGGAGUCGAUCAUGAAGAGGACGGCGCUGGUGGCCAACACGUCCAACAUGCCGGUCGCGGCGCGAGAGGCCUCCAUCUACACCGGCAUCACGCUGUCCGAGUAUUUCCGUGACAUGGGCUACAACGUGAGCAUGAUGGCCGACUCCACGUCCCGCUGGGCUGAAGCCUUGAGGGAGAUUUCGGGACGACUCGCAGAGAUGCCUGCCGACAGCGGCUACCCGGCGUACCUGGGUGCCCGUCUCGCCUCCUUCUACGAGCGUGCGGGGCGCGUCAAGUGCCUGGGCAACCCGGAGCGCGAGGGCAGCGUCAGCAUCGUGGGAGCUGUGUCUCCUCCAGGUGGUGACUUUUCAGACCCUGUCACGUCAGCCACGCUCGGUAUCGUCCAGGUGUUCUGGGGUCUGGACAAGAAGCUGGCUCAGCGGAAGCACUUCCCGUCGGUGAACUGGCUCAUCAGCUACAGCAAGUACAUGCGGGCGCUGGACGAGCACUACGAUCGCCACUUCCCCGAGUUUGUGCCGCUGCGCUCCAAGACGCGCGAGAUCCUGCAGGAGGAGGAGGACCUGGCCGAGAUCGUGCAGCUCGUGGGGAAGAGCUCCCUGGCGGAGACGGACAAGAUCACGCUGGAGGUGGCCAAGCUGAUCAAGGACGACUUCCUGCAGCAGAACGGCUACACGCCGUACGAUCGCUUCUGCCCCUUCUACAAGACGGUGGGCAUGCUCUCCAACAUGAUCGCCUUCUACGACAUGGCGCGCCACGCCGUCGAGACCACGGCGCAGAGCGACAACAAGAUCACCUGGGCGGUCAUCCGCGAGAACAUGAACGAGAUCAUGUACCGUCUCACCUCCAUGAAGUUCAAGGACCCACAAGAAGGAGAGGCUAAGAUCAAAGAGGAUUAUGCCAAGCUGUACGAUGACAUGCAGACAGCCUUCCGUAGCUUAGAAGAUUAAGCACACCACGCACGCACAUGUACACACGCACGCAUACAGAUUCACACGCAAGUACACACAUGUACACACGCACGUCUAUACAGAUUCACACACAAGUACACACAUGUACACACGCACGCAUACAGAUUCACACGCAAGUACGCACAUGUACACACGCACGUAUACAGAUUCACACACACGUACACACAUGUACACACGCACGUCUAUACAGAUUCACACAUAAGUACACACAUGUACACACGCACGUAUACAGAUUCACACGCAAGUACACACAUGUACACACGCACGUACACAGAUUCACACGCACGUACACACAUGUACACACGCACGUACACAGAUUCACACGCACGUACACACAUGUACACACGCACGUAUACAGAUUCACACGCACGUACACAUGCACGUACACACAUUCACACGCAAGUACACACAUCUUCUUGGUUCUUUCGGUAAAGUCACGUAGAAGGGAAGUAAUAAAAUAAUAAAAAUAAAACAUAAUAAAAUAAUUCUCACGUUUCGGCUACAACACCUCAAGACGGCUGCUUGCAUUGUAGCCGAAACGUCGUGAGAAUUAUUUUAUUAUGUUUUAUUUUUAUUAUUUUAUUACUUCCCUUCUACGUGACUUUACCGAAAGAACCAAGAAGAUGAAUCCCUGCAGUCACGAAAGCUUUAAAUGGAAAAAAAGUACACACAUGUACACACGCACGCACACAGAUGCACACGCACGUACACACAUGUACACACGCACGUAUACAGAUUCACACGCCCGUACACACAUGUACAUACGCACGUACACACAUUCACACGCUUAUUAAAAAAUAUGUUCACAGAAACACAUUCACA